CGUCAAUACUGAUCAGUGUCAUCCAUAGGUGUCAUCAGUGAUUAUGCGUUUCAGAAAUGAAUUGUACCAAGUUUUUUUACGUUCUCAUUGUAGCGGCAUCUCUCCGCUCCGUCCACAACUUCCUCGUGACGCGCUUCAAGAACCCGCACGAGUACGUGGCCCGCGACGACCUCAGCGUGCUCGACUCCCUGGACGACGCCACCUACCAGCACCUCCUCCAGGAACUCCCAAUACUUGAGAAGUACGCGAAACGCAGGCGACCGGAAUUCAUCGAAGAUGAAGACAACGAAGAAAAUGAAGAGUUCGAAUAUUACCACGACCAGGACGAUCAGGAGGAAUGGACCAAUGUGAAUCUCGAGGAAUACUCCCAGCAACGAAACAACCAAGCGGUCAACCUGACUACUACCACACAACUUCCAAAAUUGCCUUUCAUAACUCGAUGGCCGAAUCCAUCGACUCAUCGACAGCCGAAAGUGGCAGCACAGACAAAUGAUAGCCGAAAAUCGUUUCUCAGCUGGCUCAGCCCCUACCAGGGGCCGCGGGUGGCGCGCUGCUUCUGGUGCGGCCUCAACCAGUCGAGGAUCCCCCGGAGCCCCCUGUGCCACGACAUGUUCGAGACGCAGGACUUCCGAGCGCGGACGCUGGCCAGAUUUUUCCGCGCACAUUGCCACGAAAACAAAUUUCAUAUCGCCAAUAGAAAAAAACCGUUUCAAUAUUACAGUGGAGGUCCCACGCACAGGUACGCGCCCGGCUUGAUCAGCCAGUUCUACGGGCCGUUCACGGGGGGCUGCUUCAAGCGCUUCCUGGACGUGGGCACGGUGUACACGCAGCGCGGCUGCCGCGCCUGGUGGCCGCGCAUGAGCUGGGGCGCGCCCAGGUCUUUCGCGGCCCACAGGUUCGCAGCCAUGGAGAUCCCCCUGAGGAAGUUCAAGAAGGACAUCUGCCUGAUCUCCCCGCACGCCUCCCUCACCCCCUUCCACCGCGGCAUCUCGCUCUACGUGCGCUACCACGUCUGCAUUUGCUUCAAGAAGUGGUGCAAUGGAGUUG
Molecule: messenger RNA, 1047 nt
Organism: Ostrinia furnacalis (Asian corn borer)
Lineage: Eukaryota; Metazoa; Arthropoda; Insecta; Lepidoptera; Crambidae
Exons: 2
Source: RefSeq, a predicted model, not a curated record